Molecule: messenger RNA, 703 nt
Organism: Alosa sapidissima (American shad)
Lineage: Eukaryota; Metazoa; Chordata; Actinopteri; Clupeiformes; Clupeidae
Product: solute carrier family 22 member 6-B-like
Exons: 6
Coding region: 133-531 (132 amino acids)
Source: RefSeq, a predicted model, not a curated record
UAAAAUGAACCGCCGGCAGGGAACAGUCUCCUCCAUUAAAAAAGAGAAUCUCUCUAACAUUGUAGUGGCCAAUCGUGGGAGCAGGAAAUACUCCCGGGAAACUACAGGAAACUGGCACUAUGUACAGGUCUCAUGUGGUACGGAGUUGCCUCCACCUUUUACAUAAAACAGCGGACAGUGAGAACAGUAGUAGCGGUGCUCGGUAAGGGGUGUUCGGCGGCCUCUUUUGACACCCUUGUUCUGUACAGCUCGGAGCUCUACCCAACCGUAAUCAGGCAAAAUGGCAUGGGCUAUAACUCAUUCAUGGGUCGUGUGGGGGUGGCGAUGGCCCCCCUGAUCCUGCUGUUGGAUGACAUGUGGAUGGGCCUUCCUCAGGUCAUCCUGUUCUGCAUUGCACUGGGGUCCAGUUUAGUGGCCAGCCGACUGCCUGAAACACGAGGCCGAUGCCUGCCUGAGACCAUCGAAGACAUCGAGGGAACAAGAGCAUCACAGGUGGAAUCCCCCGUCCUCUCUCAGGAGAAUGAAGAGUGAGAAGUGGAAGGAUGAAAACAGCUGAUCAUCCAUCAGCGACAUUUCAACUUCAUGCAACUGAAAUACUUCUACACUAUGACUGUGACUUAGUCAGUCACUUAGUUAGUGUUUCCCUUACUAAAAAGAUGAAUGUAUUCCUUAACUGGAGAAAAGGUAUCUACUGUAGGUGCAA